Rotaria sp. Silwood1 is the source of this 1176-nucleotide messenger RNA. The record is from the annotation of a GenBank genome assembly. NCBI's taxonomy places the organism in Eukaryota, Metazoa, Rotifera, Eurotatoria, Philodinida, Philodinidae.
AUGAAUGGCAACAUCGAUAUCGAUCCAUCUUUAUUGAUAGACUGUAAUAUCAAUAAAUUUAAAAAUCCUAUAAACAUUUCAACAUUUUAUGAUGAUGAUAUAUUGAUAUGGUUAGAUAAAUGUAUUCAUAACGAUGAACAAGAUGAUCAGUAUUCAAUCUAUCAACUUCGUCGUUUGAUGAAUUCAUUUCUUAUUUUUACAAAUGAAAAAGAAUUUAUAUCCGGUUCAUUAGGUAAAGAUUUUGUUCCGGUUCUUAAUUGUUUAUCACAGAUUAAUUCAAUUUAUGUUUUUUGUGGAAAGAAAAUUGAUCAUGAAUAUUGGGCAAAAAAUUAUGAAAAAGUUAAAGGUGUUUUUAAUGAUAUUAAAGACCUUUGUGUAAAUCUUAUAUAUAAUAAACAAAAAUGUGAAUCUAAUCAAUCAACAAUCGAGCAUUUGAUAGAUUUAUCAUCAAAGAAAUCUUCAUUACCUUAUGAAUGUAAUGAAAUCAUUAAUUUAAAGAAUUCUGAAUGUAAUAAUUAUCAACCGGAUGAUGAUAUGCAAAUAUCAACUGCAUCAGCUGAUAUUCCAUUUAGUAAUAAAGAAAAUUGUUCAUCGAUAAAUGAAAUAGAAAUAGUUAAUAAUGUAGAAUCUAGUCAAAGUGUUACUCCAUUUAUUCAAUACAAACAACAGAUGGAAUUUUCCGAUAAUGGUAUUUGGCCAUGUUUAUUUGUUGUUGACCGUGUACACAAUGCACUUUUCAAUCAUCUUAAUUCGGUUCUCGGAUCAGUCAAAUUUUCUCAUUCGAUGGAAAAUUGUUUAGAACAUGUUUGUUACCAUCGUGAUGAUCCACAUUUAAUUAUUAUAUGUGAUCUAACAAAUAUUGAAUAUUUACCUAUAUUAAUUCGUUCGAAUGUACGAAACAUAUAUAUCUAUUGUCCAAAUAAAUCUUUAGAUGAUUAUAGUGUAUGGACUGAAAAACAUCCAAAUGUUAUUUGUGCAUUACAACAUACUGAGAGUCUUACUCGUUUGAUUAUUUGGGAUUUAUCUGCUUGUAUUGUGAGUAUUGGAAAUUAUUAUGAUAACGAAAAUCAGAAAAAUUUGGCUCAAACUCGAUAUCGGUACGCAUAUCGUCUUCAUAUUAUUUUUCGCGAAAAUUUAAAUAAUCGCUUGCAGAUGUUCGAAAUUAUUGAUCAAUAA